CAAUGCAUCUUUUUUUCAGUCAACACAGCCACCUCUACCGAGUGUGCUCAUUCUACCGCUUUCACUCUCUCCCCACGCUACGUUCCAAGUCAUCACUGCGCCAUAUGUCCACUGCAGCGGGUGGCAAGCGCUUCCUUUUGGAGCCUCGCCUCCUCAACAUCACCUGCAAUUGUGUGCAUAUUGAAUAGACGGGUUUAUUGCUUCUCAAGCAAGUCCUUUAAAACAGCAACUAAUGUCAACCAAAUCGUUAUGCUAUUGCUACACAGAGCAGAAUGUGUGGCUAAAGCAGGAGAACGUCUGUCCCUGAUGAACAACUCGAGUCAAUCGUUAAAAAAUGGCCGAAGCAUUGCCUAGCAAACUGCGUGUAUGAUUUUGCAGGGUUCUCAUAGUUGUGCUUAACGGAUCGCAAAAAAAAAAAAAGCUUAAUAGUUUUUGGGUUUUUUUUUUGCUUAAUGGACUUGUAAAUGCCUCAGGGGGAGUGUUGUAGAUUUCCCCUUUGGCCGAGGCUGCCAGGUUCCUGUCAAACAUGGGAGGCUCCGCUUUGGAAGCUCCAUCAAAGUAACGUAGGGUUCUUCAUUCAAGAACUCAAUAGGUUACAACUCAAAACAUGCCUUUCCAUUGCAUGUUGAUUUUUAAAUUCUUGCCUCUUCUGUGCGCAACAGAGCCGCUGGAACAAAAAACAUUGAGGUGGGCCAUUUCAUGCCUGGGAGGGGUUGCUGAAGGGGGCCCAAGGGGUUGUGCUGAUGACCAGAUGUGGGGAUUUUGAAGAAAGGGGGGGGGGGGGGGUCGCCUGCAGAAAUAUGCGAAUGUUAACACUGAACUCACAUCACGUGGAUGUUUGACUCGUAGUAUUGGGGCAGUUCCUCCACAGUAUUUAAUUCAUCGUUGUGUUAAGAAACUGAAUAGAUAACUUGAAGAAAAUUGUGAACCUCAGAGCAAGGGCAUCAAUUACUUGACAGGACUUGUUCCUUAUCUUUAAGCAUUUCGAAAACAACUGAGCAUUGUUUUUGGUGAACGCUUGAACGUAACCUCGAAUAUUGUCUAAGGGCAUAUGUUCAGAUUUUAAAAUUAAGCAUUGUCCACUUUGAAGCCGGAAGUGGUUGGGUUGUGCUUUAAUUUUGAAAGUACAGCGGAACUCCAAAGAUGUUCUCUAGCAGACAACAGAGAGAAGGCUUUGGGGCAACAAGCGAGUAGAUCUGAGGAAGGAGUGAGGAGGCUCGACGAUGAGGACGCACGACGCCAAGCCCGAACCGAACUCAACCCGAACGGACUUUUCCAGCCGUAGCGUCCUGGAGCAUGAGUCCGCGCGCAGGCCACAGGGAGACGCAGAAGACGCAGCACGGUGAUAUAACCUGACCACCUGCGGAGUUUUGUUCCUUUGGAUCAUUGCACGGGUCCGGUCGGCUCCACGAUGCCUUUCUGCAAGCGCACUGUCCUGCCGAGGGAUUUGUGCAAGCCCGGCGUUGGAGUCAAGACGUCGGGAAUGUUUGCGGACCUGGCCGACGUGUGCGCCUUCACCCUGGCUUCAGUGCUCCGCCAACUUUCGGACCUGUCCCGACACUCGCUGGGCGUCCUGGAGGAGUUGGAGGGCGAGCUGGCGUCCGUCUGCCUCAGGUCCGGCGAGCUGGAGGGCAGACUGGGCCGACUGGUCGAGAUGCUCCGCAAGAGUCCCUCCACACACACAGCCACCGUCGGACUCGAGGUGGAGAGUGUCAGGCGCGGAGGCAGCAGCAGCAGCGACGGCGGCAACGGCAACCACCGUCACAACCACGCCGGAGGAGGACGGCGAGGGAGCUGCGACCACGGCAAUGGCGCGGCCCGCUUCAGGUCUCCAUGGCAACAGAGCGUGAACGUGUUUGGCUCGUGGAGCAGGCCCGAGUGUGUGGAAGAGCUGCACCAGCAGGCGCAGCUUAACCUCCAGAGCCUACUGCAAGAUUUUGAGGAGCAGCUGUGCGACGGCAAGCCGGCAGGUCAGACAUUCCGACAUCCGCCCUCGCAGAGCUCCGACGACACCUCCCUCGGCCGCCGCUCGCCCGUCUCCCCCGGCAACAAGCGCCCCGACUUCAUCUUUCUGCCGGCAUCCAAGCAGCUCUACGAGGAUGAGACAGCCACGUCAGUCUUCGGACUGAGGUCCCUGGCCAGCCCGUCUCCAUCGCCAUCUCCAUCGUCCUGCGAGUCGGAUCGCCCCCCGUUAGGCUGGAGUGCCAGACCGCCCGUCGCAGAGAAACCUCGCUUGCACCUUGGCAGACGCACGCUGGCUCAAAACACAGCAGGUGAAGGAGGAGGAGCCGGAGAUAAAUUCCAUGGUGUGGACCUCCUUCAGCACUCGGCCUUCCCAUCCCCCUCUCCAGUGGCGCACUUCCACCAGCCCCGCUCCCUGGAGCCCGUCACGGACACCCCUCAGCAGAACCUGACCCUGAGGAAGAUUCACGCCAACCUUGACAGCACCUCACCCGCAGAUAUCUUUGUGGAGCAACCGGGAACCAUGGACCACUCUGGCCUGGUCUGCUCCAACUCUAGCAACUGGAACGGACCGAAAGGCUCCACCUUCUCUCCCGGGGCUUGGACCGAGCCUUACAACUACAUCGCCAAGAAAGGGCCGGCGGUUCCGCCCAAACAGCACAGUGUCAUCGGGCAUACGGGGGUCGGGACGCAGGAAGGCCUGAUGCUCGUGAGCAACUCGACUAUGUCAGACAAUUCCGGGAGGCAGAGGAUGGAGAGGAGGAGAGAGACUGAGGGGGCCACGGCGGAUUUCGGGAGAGGCGGCGCCGUUGGGGCUGCCGAGGCGGGCAGGGGGAGGGGCAUGUCGGCGCGCUCGUUAGCUGCGGCUAACGCAUUCAAGUUCCGCGAACGCUCUCUCUCCACGCCCACAGACUCGGAUUCCUUUUGCUUCACUGAGAUUGGCACAGAUCAGCCGGAUGGGACUCUCACAGCCACAGGAAAUGGGAAUGUGACGUCUGCUGAGCACCAGUGGCAUCAUCAGAACUUUUUGGGUCUCGGUGACAACUACGCUCUCCUCUAUCCCAGGGGGAGCUCAGAAGAUAGCGCCAGUACGACCGACACAAUCUCCGUUUCCGCGUCGGACUACGGUGCCGAAGCACGCUUGUGCCUGCGCUCGCGGUCCAUCUCACUCAAGAAGUCCAAGCGCAAGCCGCCGCCUCCGGUGAGGAGCGUCUCUCUGAUGAAAAACCUCGGCCAGGCUGAGGGAAGGAUCCACCAUGAGGGCGGUCUGCACCGCGACGGACGGCCAAAGAGCCUGCACAUUCCCAGGGACCACUUCCCCGACUUCCAGCCAGAUUUUCUUUUGCCCAGCUCCAGAUCCGGGGAGCUCGGCCCGGGAGGCUGUGACGGACCUCCAAACCUGCCAGAGCGGGAGGCAGAACCAACUUUGCCCUCACCCUGGCAAUUGGGAGAGUGGAAGAGCAGCGACCCCUACAGGUCUCUAUCCGGCUCGAGCACCGCGACGGGCACGACCGUGAUUGAAUGCAUGAAAGUGAGAGGCAGUUCCGAGUCGUUGCUCAACUCCCCUGCCGCCUCCAGGGCGACGUCACCGUCGCACCUCCUCACCGAAACGGAGGUCAAGCCCGUUUCCCCCUUCAAGCCCCCCGGACUCAUGUCCCCGUCGAGCGGCUAUUCCAGCCAGUCUGAAACUCCCACCCCUACCGUGCCGCUCAGUCAGGCAGCGGGUGGGGGGGCAGCGGGGUCGUCCGGCGGGUCGGCAUGUAAGAUGCGGCCAAAGAUUCCCGAGCGAAAAUCGUCACUACCGUCCCCGAAGGAUCCUGCCGCCAGGUACAGACUAUCCUUUGAGAUGCCGGGCAAUGCCCAUCUGGAGCUGUCGUCCAUCAAGCCAAAGCAAAAGGCGAGCAGACGGCAUUCAGACACAUCCACAGCGACAAAGCCUGGAAAAAUGAGCCCCGGUUCUUCGCAGGUUCUCCCCGUGGUCACCCAGAACGAAUUGAAAACAAUUCGGCUUCGUUCGGUCUCCCGAGGCGAUCUGGAGGACUGCCCGGACGGCGCCUCGGACACCAUCGAGGAAGAACAGCAGUGCAGAGACUUUGAAGACGACGACGCCAGCCCGCCCGCCACCCUACCCAAACCCAAGCCACCAGUCGCCGUCAAGCCCCCUCUGCCAAAACGCCCCCUCAACUUGCUUCUGAAGUCCCAGUCCUCUACCCCUCCUCUCGCCUUGGACUCACCCCCGGCAUCGCCCGUCGACCGUCCCGUGCCCCUGGGCAACAUUUACAAAGUCAUGAGGAAACCCAAAGCCAAAAAAGCUCCGUCACAAGGUCUCACAAAUCCAACUGCGAUCCCCGAUUGUAAUUCCAUGUCCGGCGCACACGCCGCCUACACCCAGUGCCUCUUCGACCUGCCUCCCCUCCCGGAGCCCCAGCCGCUUCUGGAAGACCCCAUGCUGGAGCCGGAAUUUGACCUUCAGCUCGGGCCAGAGGACGGAGGCUCCCUCCCUUCUCCUGGCAGUAACCAGGAGGCCCUGGAACUCCAAGACAAGAGCAAGACCCUUCCUUCAAGAAUGACAAUCUCCAGUCUGGCAGAGCUCUCGGACAAAAAGAAACUCAAGGUUCCUCCCCCCGUGCCCAAGAAGCCAAACGUCCUGCUCCUUCCUUCAUCAGCUAACAGCGGUCCAGACCGCCAAUCCACGCCGACUGACAGCCCACCGGGCGCGCCGUCUUUCGGGGACGCUUUUCCGCCAGACAACAUUAGCAUAAGUGCUGAAAUGUCAACACAGGAUGAGAAUCACUUGGGAGCGGACGCUUUGACGGAGUCUUCGCUUCAUGCUUCCCUGCUGGAAUCUUCCCAAGCGGAGCCGGAAGGGAAAAGUGCCGCCACGGGGACUGGGGCAGAUGACAAAACGGUGCUUCACAUCGUGGAGGAAACGGACGAAGACUUUUUGGCCGGCGCGCCUCCGACACACACCACUGAAGACCUGUUCACCAUCAUACACAGAUCCAAGCGAAAAGUUCUGGGUCGUAAGGAGCCUUCCGACUCCUUCGGAAGCCGCCAGAGUCUGACGUCCCCCGUCAAGCAGAUGAACCUCCAGCGGUCCAGCUCCCGCAACGAGAACUUCAUGGCCCUGCUUCAGAAGAAGGGCAGCAAGUCUUCCAGCGCGGGGGCUAGGGUGUCCGCUGCUGAGCUUCUCAAAAGCACAAACCCUCUGGCGCGACGUGUCACGGAGCUUUCUGGCGACGGUGGCGAAAUUCAAGGCAUAGUUGGUGAUCAGUGAGGACGCUCCAGUCUUGAUAAGCUAGCGGCUAACGGCUUUGCUCCAACCACUGGCUGACCAUUUGCGUCGUCCAAUCGCGUCAUUUUGAACCAAAUGGUCCCUGGCUUGGUUGGAGUCGGAGUGUUUCUCAUUGAAGCUCUGGGAGGGUUUGCAAGAGCAGAGACGGGAAUCCCGCGACUUGGUCGGUGGGAAUGUCAGACGUAAAAAGUAUGUAAAAACACCAGAAGGGUAAACAUUUAUUCUUUUCUCCUGGAUAACAGCAACGAGCCCUGAUGAAGAUCUUGAUGAUGAAGAGUCAUGUGAUUUCAGGAACUCGUGUAGUAAUAAUCCAUCUGACCUGUCCACAUGUCAAAUUCUGGUUCAGAUGCUCCACAAAUGGAUUCAACGUCAGGCGGCAAUUGCCCCCCAUCGCCGCCACCCCAACUUGUUUGGUGUCUUUUGUGCCAGUAGGACGUACACAUUCACUAUUAUGUAUGUGUUGUGUAUCCUAAGAACAACAAACAAGACACUGCCCGUGUGAUGGAGAACACACACAAAUAACAGAAAUGUCUGCACAAGCUUGUGUGUGUUGGCAUGAGUAUGCGUGCGCACAAAUCUUCUCCCUCAUCAUCGUCAUUAUCCUCAUCAUGCCUGCGGAAUUUCUGCAUGGAGAGCAUGAAGCAGGUCUCGGGAGGUUUCCCUCUCGUUUUGGUUUCCGGUGACGGGAGCGAACGUGUGUGUGCGCCCGCGAGAGUGUUUGUGUGUCAGCGCGCCGCCAUUGGCCGCCCUGGUGCAUGACGUCACUUCCUGACCCCGCCGUUCCCAUUGACCUUCCCCUCGUCUACACCAGCUGAAUGUCAACAAGCGAGCGGCCACAAAAAGACGUUUAUUCGUUUUUAACUGCCUUUCCGCGCUGGACCUCAGGAAGGAUCAGGAUGACGAACGGGGACACGCGAAGGUCGGCUCACGGGGUAGACUUUUUUUUUUUUUGGGCGUUUCGCCACUGUGUCAGCUUGCCCUCUGGUGGCGGGAGGUUGCGACGCGCACUCUUGGUCACCGUCACGUCCAAACGCAUCGCUGCUUCUGACCACUCAUCAAGUGAUGCUUUCUUUUUGAAAUUUUUGAAAAAGAGUACUUAACAAGUUUGUUUGCCUUGCAUCACAAAGUUUGGCUGCCUUACUGCAGCACCAUGCCAUCUAUUUGAGAUCUGGAUAUUUUUUUGGGGGGUGUGCAGGGGUUGCAGCCAUGUUGACAAACUUUCAAACGUCAGGAAAGAUUGCCAUUGAUUCAUUUGCUUGAUAUCCACUAAGUGGGCCGUGUAAAAAAAAAAAAAAAAAAAAAAAAAAGCCUCUCUUUACUUUGUGUGUGUGCGCGAUGCCUCAGAUAAUCUUGCAGCAAGGUUGUGUCGUCCGUCAAUUUGUGUACUUUGAGUCGUAGGUUGUUCGACGUGAGCAUGCUGCACACAACCCCAGCUGAUGACGCCUUGUUGUAAAAUGCCCAGGUCACAAUCCCAACCCUAGACGAGGCGCCCGACCGCCACUUAAGGGCAGCUUAGAGAAACAUACAUCAAUAGAGUCAGUCCACCUAUUGGAGUUCUAUUUUUGUUAUUCCUUAAGGGAAGAAAAACAUAUUUAAAGGAAUAUUACAUAUAUGUAUUAAAACCCCUUGUGGCCCAUCCAGUGGUUUGGUGUAAGCGCCACAUUCCAACAUGCCAGUGCCAUGAAGUGAUUCUAUCAUAAAUAAAUUAUUUUUCUUGCGUAAAAA
This is a messenger RNA of Syngnathus acus (greater pipefish), 6982 nucleotides long. It is a transcript of the gene nhsl2, whose product is annotated as NHS-like 2. The coding region runs from base 1412 to 5239 and encodes 1275 amino acids. The transcript is spliced from 10 exons. The record is from RefSeq and is a predicted model, not a curated record. Gene Ontology annotation, biological process: cell differentiation. NCBI's taxonomy places the organism in Eukaryota, Metazoa, Chordata, Actinopteri, Syngnathiformes, Syngnathidae.